AGGAGAGAUGAAUGGAUAGACAGAAAGACAAGGAAACCGAAAAUGAGAGAGCAAGAAAUGGCUGAGACACAACUGAUCGGCAAAAUUGCCAAAAUCUUCGACGAGGCCAAAAACUCCAACGCCACCCAUCACCGCAAGCUGAAAGAGCUCUCAGCCGUCCGAUCAAAAUCCCCCUCCCUUCAUCAAUUCUCUGCCGCCUUCGCCAGAACCUUAAACCCUCUCUUUCAAAUCCAAAAGCGAACGGCCUCCGUGGAACGCGUCGUACGCUUCGUUUCAGCCUUUGCCAGCGCCCGAGACCCCAAUGACGCUGUCGCUAGCGAUGAGUUCUUGGAGGGCUUUUUAAAGUUUCUCUUGGUUGGCGCUGCGGCCGCUAAUAAAACCGCCCGAUUCAGGGCUUGCCAGAUUAUUUCCGAGAUCAUACUGCGGCUGCCUGAUGACUCAGAAGUGAGCAAUGAACUAUGGGAUGAGGUGAUAGAGUUAAUGAAAUCUCGGGCGGUGGACAAGGUUCCUCUGAUCCGCACACUUGCUGUUAGGGCGCUUUCACGAUUUGCGAAUGAUGCUGAAAACAGCGAUAUUCUUGAUUUAUUUCUCGAGGUCCUUCCAUUGGAACAGAAUCCGGAGGUUCGUAAGACCAUUGUGUUAUCCUUGCCUGCUUCCAAUACAACUUCCCAAUUAAUCAUAGAUUGUACAAUGGAUGUCAGUGAGUCAGUACGCAAAGCAGCAUACUGUGUUAUAGCUAACAAAUUUCCUCUUCAUAGCCUCAGCAUCAAGCAAAGGACAAUAAUUCUUCAGAGAGGACUUGCUGAUCGUUCUUUGGCUGUUUCGAAGGAGUGUUUGAAGUUAAUGACAGAUCAGUGGCUUGCUAAGUGCUGCAAUGGAGAUCCUGUAGAACUUCUCAAGUAUCUUGAUGUUGAAACCUAUGAAUCAGUUGGGGAGUCUGUAAUGGAGUCUCUUCUUAGAGCUGGCUUAGUAAACCUGGAUGAUGGGCAAAGUAUGCGGCAAUAUGUAUUACCAGCAUCAACCAAUGAAAGAAUUGAAGGAGAUUUAGCAGAUUUUUCUGCAAGCAUCCAACUAAUGGAACCUGAGGUCUCUCUUUAUUGGAGGACAGUAUGCAAACAUUUGCAGAUGGAAGCACAAGCUAAAGGUUCUGAUGCUGCUGCUACAACAGGAACUGAAGCAGCUGUAUAUGCUGCAGAAGCUUCAGACAACAACGAUCUCUUAGAUAAAAGUCUUCCUGAAACUGUCUUUGAUUACAUAGAUUUGGUCAAGGCUCAUAUUGAUGCUGGGGCAAAUUAUCACUUUGCAUCUCGACAGCUACUAUUGCUCGGCGAAAUGCUUGAUUUUUCAGAUGCUACAAUCAGGAAGGUUGCUAGCUCCUUUGUGCAGGACUUACUGCAUAGGCCUCUUGAACAUGAAGUGGAUGAUGAAGGCAACAAAGUUGUGAUUGGAGAUGGCAUAAAUCUUGGUGGCGGCCGAGAUUGGGCUAUUGCAGUGGCGAGGUUGGCAAGGAGGGUUCACUCUGCCACUGGUGAAUUUGAAGAAGUUAUUCUUGGGGUUGUAGAAGAGCUUGCACGUCCUUGCCGGGAGAGAACUGCUGACUUUAUGCAAUGGAUGCACAGCCUUGCUGUUACUGGUCUUCUCUUGGAAAAUGCAAAAUCAUUUCAUUUUGAACUGCUUCAUUCUUUGUUGCUUCCUGGGGCAAAACAUGUUCACUUGGAUGUGCAGAGGAUAGCUGUCCGGUGCCUAGGUUUGUUUGGGUUGUUAGAGUAUAAACCAAGUGAAGAACUACUAAAGCAGUUGAGGAUCUCCUAUGUUAAGGGCCCUUCUCCAAUUAGCACAGUUGCUUGUAAGGCAUUAUUUGAUCUUGGGAUGUGGCAUGGUCCUCAGGAAGUUGAUAGGGCCAUGGGACUUAACUUUUCUACACAGCUCCAAGAAGAUAACAUGCCUGCUAGUCCUGUAAACUUUUCUGACACAGAUGGAGAUUUGAAUAUUCAAUUACUUGAUCUCUUAUAUGCUGGAUUUAUGACAAAUAAUUGGGGCACAGCUCAAGAAAAUGAUGAAAGUGAAUCAGUCCAAGCUGUUCUUGGAGAGGGAUUUGCAAAGAUCCUUCUUCUAAGUGAGAAGUAUCCAAGUAUACCAGCCUCUUUUCAUCCUUUGCUCUUAUCCAAGCUGAUUAUCUUGUAUUUCAGUGACAAAUCGAAGGACCUACAGAGAUUGAAACAGUGUUUAUCUGUUUUCUUCGAGCAUUACGCUUCCCUUUCAGCAAAUCACAAGAAGUGUUUGUCCAAGGCUUUCAUUCCAGUCAUUCGUUCUAUGUGGCCUGGUAUAAAUGACCAUUCUGGAGGUUCUUCUUACAUGGUGUCCAACAUGCGUAAGCGUGCAGUACAAGCUUCAAGAUUCAUGCUGCAGAUGAUGCAGACUCCCCUAUAUGUGAAAGAGACUGAAGUGGAGGAUGAUAAUGGUUGUAAGACAUCACAACAAGUCAUAGAUGGUUCUGAACAGCCUUCAGUAGAAUGUGGGGAAGAGGGACUUGCAAUACGCAUAGCCACAGAGGUGGUGAGGUUCCAAGCGAAGAAGACACCAGCGGAGAGGUCAUAUGUUGCAGCUCUAUGUAAAAUACUUGCCUCUCUCCAUUUCCGCUUAUCAGAACAAGGGCCAGUAAAGAUAAUGCGGAGGCUUUUGAGUCGUGCGUGUGAAUGUGUGCUGGGAGAGAAAGAUGUUGUAAAGGAGUUGAAGCAGAUGGCUGAACGUCUUAAGGAACUAGAUAGACAUCCUGAUCAGGAUUUGUCUGAAGACGAAGCUAAGUUGAUUUUUGGAAGGUUAGACCUUGAAUUCGACUUAGAUAUGGAUGGUUCCACUUCAGUUCCACAAAGCCCAGCCCCACGCUCAACUCGGCCAAUUCGUGUAAGGAGACGGGUGAGACGUGAAGAAGUUAGUUCUGAUGAAGAAAAAUCACCUGCCUCUUUCCAAUCUGUGGUUCCCACCGUUCCUGGCACUAUAGGCACUCGCUCACAAAGGGCAAGCAAGACUGCAGCACUGGCCAAGAUGACUGCGAGUAAAGCUGCAAGGACAGAAGAAGAUGGUGAUGAAAAUGAAGACUCAGAUGUCACAUCUGAGGAUUCUCAAGAAUCAGAUGAGCUCACUGACUGAAACCAGAGCCGGUUCGGGUUGGGGCAUGCAACUCGUGGAAUUAGCAUACAAGUGCAUUUGCUCCUCUGAUGCCUCUCAUGCAAGUUCAUGAGCUAUGUUUACUUCCAGGUAUUUCUGUUUCUUCAGGUUCUAUUGGCUAUAUGUUCUUGGCAUUAAGCCUUGCUGGUUUAGCGGGAGAAGAGCUACAUGUUAUUGGUUUCUUGGGUUAAGCCUUGGGUGGUUUUUCCUCAAAUGUCCAUUAAGCCCAAAAGUAUUUUAGUUUCGAAAUGUCCAUAUUACCCCCCCUACGUUCAUGAAAUUAACACCACUCAAAUAUGAAUCUCAUUGCUAAAACUUUCCAUAAA
This is a messenger RNA of Theobroma cacao (cacao), 3494 nucleotides long. Its product is annotated as ARM repeat superfamily protein. Gene Ontology annotation, biological process: mitotic chromosome condensation. NCBI's taxonomy places the organism in Eukaryota, Viridiplantae, Streptophyta, Magnoliopsida, Malvales, Malvaceae. Gene Ontology annotation, cellular component: condensin complex; condensed chromosome. The record is from RefSeq and is a predicted model, not a curated record.